Molecule: messenger RNA, 1139 nt
Organism: Tachyglossus aculeatus (Australian echidna)
Lineage: Eukaryota; Metazoa; Chordata; Mammalia; Monotremata; Tachyglossidae
Gene: TEX52
Product: testis expressed 52
Exons: 2
Coding region: 19-834 (271 amino acids)
Source: RefSeq, a predicted model, not a curated record
CCUGCCUUUCUCUCGCAGAUGAGCUUGGCUCGCAGCCCUCUCCCCAGGGACCCGCCAUGUAUCCAGCGAGAGUUCCUGUACCCCAAGCUGCAUCUGGGGCUCCCCGGUUUCUCCCCUCGCCCCUACCAUCAGCUGGUCCUUCGGGGACCGCCCUGCACCAGCAUCAAGAGCCAGGUCCGCCAUUGCCUCCGUCGGCCCUGGCAGGAAGAGCCCGGCGGGCCCACGAAGGGCAACGCCACGUGGCUGGAGGGCCGCCGCCUGGCCCCCGUCUCCCCGGCCCGGCCCAACUGGCCCCAUGAUGGCAACAGGCCGCACUGGCUGCGGGGUGGGGCCGGGAGCUGCGGGGGGGUCAGCGGGGCGGGUAUGCCCCCGACCCGGGCCGCCAUGCCUCCCCCUUCCCAGCUGGCGCCCCACACCUACCUGCAGUUCAUCGCCACCCGGCCCCUCUUCCUGGACCCCAAGAGGAAGGAGCAGGUGGUGACGCAGAUGCUGCGGGAGCUGCAGGAGGCCGAGAAACUCAAACUGAAGACGGCGGGGAGGGUGCCCCCGCUCGACCCCAAGGGCCGCAUCCAGCAGCCCGGGUACUACAAGCGGGACCGGUUCCAGCAGGUGUCGGCCAGCAGCCAGUGCAGACCACCGGACCUCCAGCUGCAGCCCACCCAGCUCCCCGGCCUGGCGUCUGGCAGCAGCACGAGGCAGAAACCAGCCCGACAGCAGAGCAUCCCCUGGAGCUCGGUCAUAGUGUGGCACUACCCGUUGCCGGCCGGCAACCGGACGGCUUCCUCGGCCGCUCGGUUGGGUGGCCGGGCGGGAAGGGGGCCCAGGGCAGCCUAGUGUCCCAAAGGCUCCAUCUCCCAAGGCCCUCCACACCUUGGAGAGUUUAGGAUCAGCAAACGACUCCUGAUCUUCUCGAUCUCCCUGCCUUCGGGCCAGGACCAGAGAGGGUGGGGUUGGGGGGCUGCUGGGGAUCAUUUCCAACUUGGCCUGGCCUGGAACUGUGGGGCAAGAGGAAGAGUCUGCUCCUACCCCCCAAGCCCUGCCCCUCAGUUGGUAGAUAAAGGCUGGAUGAGGUGUAAUUUAGGGGGACAGUCCUGUGCCGCGUAGAGCUGGUGGGGGGCGGGGCGGGGCCAACAGGACUG